UGCACGAUAUAAAUCGCUGUAUUGCGCCUUUGAGCUCAGAUCAGACAUUGGAAGUCGGGUUGUCAGCCACAGACGAGGUAAGGCGUCGUCCUUUACGUUGAUUCCUGUAUUUCCAACUUGCCAGUUUUGGUCGAAAUUGAUAGUUUCCGUCCGUUAUCCCGGUUCCUUUGUUUUAAUUCGGGAUGAGUAACUAUCGUGGAAGGGGUAGGCGUGGAAGAGGUGGCAUUGGAGGAAACUGGCGCGGCGACCAACGAAGAGGACCAGGCCCUGUGCCAGCAAAGUGGUUCGACUACAAGAAACUGGGCGAAAGGAUGGAGGGAUCCCAAUUUAUCAUUUUCAAAACUCCCCUUAAGGAUGACAUCAACCGAGAAAAUAAUGUGCCAGAAGACCAAAGAUUCACCCCAUCUGACCUGCUGAGGAUGGCCGCUGAUAAAGGGUAUGAUUUAGGUCUCGUCAUAGACAUGACCAAUACCAAAAGGUAUUAUCAGCCCACGGAAUUCACAAGCAAGGGAGUAGAAUAUGAGAAGAUGAAACUGGAGGGCCACGGAGUCGUUCCAUCAGAGGAGGAAGUACAGAGCUUUCGAAUGACAGUGGAUCGAUUCCUCUGCAGGAAAUACAAUAAGUUGAUAGGCGUCCAUGGCACAACCAGCACCAACCGCCCCGGCUAUCUCAUAUGUAGAUAUCUUAUGGAAAAACAGAAUGUGGAACCAUCAAAGGCAAUUGAAGACUUCAAAACGGCGAGAGGGCAUCCCAUUGAUGAGCAGUCUUACAUUGAUGCGCUGAUGUCCUUUGAACCUGUCGGCAGAAAAUCAAAAAGCAAUGGCGAUGAAGACGAAAAUGUCCUUCACGGAAUGGCAAGUGCAUCCCUAAACAAACAAGAUUGUGACGAGAGGAGACGAGACGGAUUUACUGAGGAUGAUUACCGCUAUUAGUACAGUAGACAAGUCAGAACUGUAUGUGUUAGUCCACUGUGCAGACGGGGGUGCGUCUGAUAUUUUCUGCUAGGGCAUUGAGGUUUGGUGACGUAUGUGUUAAGAGAUCAGGGGCCAACUUGCCUUCACCCGCAUUGGACAAAUUCCUUUCGGUUGACGAUUGGUGACGACGACAUACAAGAAGAUAUAAUAUACAUGUACGAUACCUCGCAUAAUGUCGGGGGCCAGUUCUCCGUGUUCUCCUGUUGAAAAGUCGUAUUUCUAGCUCCAGUUAUCUAUUUCAUUUAGACCAUAGUGAUGCAAAUCGAACUUGCCUGGAAAUUGCACGAACAUUUUUCCACGUUUUCUUAAAUCAUACUUUUCCAUGUUUUUUAAUCAUAUCAAAAUUUUAUUUUAAAGAAAGUGUACACUCGGCGGUGUGCCGAAUUUCAUAUAUGUCGUUUGUUUCAAACUUUUAUAUGAGAUUCCAUGUAUGGUCUUGCUCAUAAGCUGAUGCAUAGUUUGCUAUUGUUUCUCGAAUGUACAAUACAACAAUUACAAUGUGUCAUUUUGAAUACAAACUAAAGCUUU
This is a messenger RNA of Lineus longissimus, 1502 nucleotides long. RefSeq names its product RNA/RNP complex-1-interacting phosphatase homolog. The record is from RefSeq and is a predicted model, not a curated record. Lineage: Eukaryota; Metazoa; Nemertea; Pilidiophora; Heteronemertea; Lineidae. The transcript is spliced from 8 exons. Bases 183 to 932 code for a protein of 249 amino acids. Gene Ontology annotation, biological process: dephosphorylation. Gene Ontology annotation, molecular function: protein tyrosine/serine/threonine phosphatase activity; polynucleotide 5'-phosphatase activity.